Messenger RNA from Ctenocephalides felis (cat flea), 748 nucleotides. RefSeq names its product COMM domain-containing protein 2-like. NCBI's taxonomy places the organism in Eukaryota, Metazoa, Arthropoda, Insecta, Siphonaptera, Pulicidae. The transcript has 2 exons. Bases 110 to 730 code for a protein of 206 amino acids. The record is from RefSeq and is a predicted model, not a curated record.
UGAAAAGUAUUGAAAUUAUUUUAAACCAUUUAAUGCAUGUGGGAACAAAAUUAAGACUAUGUCUUAAAAUAAUUAAAUAUAAACAAAAUACUUUAGAAACACAUUAAUUAUGGCUUUUUCUUUAACUAAUGAUUGUAAACAAAGUCUUAUGACAAUAACUCAACUACCUCAACAAAAUCUUGAAAAAUUAUGUACGCAGCUUUCAGAUUAUUUAAACAAUGAAAGAUCUGAAAAUUUCACUCACCCCCAAGACCUCGCCACGACUGCUACGAUCUUACACUUCUUCCUAGAAUGCACAAAACAAAAAUUAAACAGCGAUGAAUUCAAAGAAUGCAUUACCACCCUAGGAUUCGAUGAACCCAAAUCAAACACUCUCAAAAAACUCUAUGACAACUCUGCAGAGUCUUUAAAACAAGUAUUCAUCCUCAAAAGUCCAAAUUUAAACUACUAUGUAGACUUAUGUUGGAGAUUCGAAGUCCAAGUGGCUUCGAGGUACUUGAAACAACAGUGUAUGCCUGUGAUUACUUUGACUUUACAAAUAUCGAAGGGUGAGAGUUUGAGGCUGAAAAACGAGCCCAAAAAUGAUGAGGAACAGAGUUUGUUCAAGAAGAAGGAAAUAUUGAUGCAAACCGAUGUUAAUAAUUUGUGUAAAAUGAUUCAGGUUUUAGAAAAGGCUCUGCAAGAGGGUAAGAGUCAACGUGUGCAUAAUAUUACACAUGCUUUGGGAUAAAAAUAAUUAUUAAUUAAU